GAUUCUCACUUUAUAUUAUAUAUAAUCAUCACAUAUGGUCUGUGGACGACGAGGCCUCGGAGAUAGCAGAGGCAGGGCGUGUGCACUACCGAAGUGAACAGCGGAGAGUGCGGGCCGACCUAAUCGCCAUCUGUAGUGCGAGGGAGCAUUCGUACUCAAGCCUGGCCCCUGUAACAUGUGCGCGUACAAAAGCCCUCUUGUGCGAUCGGGAGCCCCUGGAUUUUUCGCCGACCUACCCCCGGAAGAGCGUGACAAAUACGUCAUACCGCCGCUGCCGGAGGACAACGAUGCGGCACCAUUGCCGCGGCAAGGCACCGAGGGCCGGCAGAUACGGGGCCGCAGCCACAGCAGUGGUGGCCGGGUGCCACAUGGAGAGUCGGGGGAGCUGCAUCCAGAAGGGGCAUUGGAGGCAGAAAACCCUGCCAACCUGGGCAGGGCCAGGGAGGAGCGAAAGUGUUUUGGACCCAUUGGUGCGGCCAGACAUAAGUGCGGCUCACAACCGCAGCACCAAGAGCCGCAGCACCAACAGCCGCAGCACCAACAGCCACCGUUGUUGGAAUGGUCUGGUAUUCCUCGUGGCCAAAACCUUUUCUAAGAAAAUAAACAGACGGCACAAGUGCCUGUGUAAACAAAAAAAGUUUGAAAAGUUUGAUUCUAUGUUGCUGUUAUCUAGAGUGCUUGAUUGCUAAAAUCAACUCUGGAAUGAAUGCGUUGCAGAAAUGAAGUUGACUUGGGAAGUUUGACGUAUGUCGCCACCUUUCGGAACAGAAACUAAAGAGAAGCCAUGCAAGAAAUAAGUGCAAAAGGGAUUAUGACCCUCCCCAUUAAAGAAAUAUUCAAAUGAAGCAAUGUUUCAACAUUGCCUUCAUUAAUUAUUGGUCAACAGAACUUAUUGUCUAAAGGAGUAUACUGUUUCAUCGAAAUAUACAGUGAAGUUAUUGAUUUUAAAUAACAAGAAAUUGCACAGAAAGUUCGGGCACUGUACAGAGACAUUCACUGGCAAUUAAAAAAUUGUCCGACUUGUCAACUGAACAGUCUGAAAUACAAUUUUCUUUUUUUAAUGGCUUGAGUGUUUCGAGUUGGAACUAUAAAAGCUACUUCUAAUAAAAGAUUCAAAUAUCUCAAAAGGUGGUGUCAUACCUUGUGCAAGUUUGCUGUAGUGCUUUGCUAGGUUGUGACAUGCAUUGCAGGACACCUGGGUCGGUAUUUUGUAGCGAUGCCUUUUCCGUUUCUAUUCUUUUUCAGGCUUUUCGCGCUUGGCCACUGGUCAGAGCGACAGUCUGCCCACAUUAUCAACACGAUCAGGCGGCCGCGUGUGGUGGAUGAUAAGAAUAGCAUAGAAUAAGGCGUAAUGCAUCGCUACAAAAUAGCGGCCCUGGUUCACACCACAGCAGCUGUAUAUUAGCAUCAGCCAAGGCUCCUCUAGCAUAGUCUAUAGCGCAGCGUCUAUAGAGCAAAAUUUGCAGAAUUAAUCAGUGGGGUCUGUUCUUGCAAGACUGCCAGUGUUUGAACAAGAGUGUUGGUAUUCUAGGCAUAACACACUUUCUUAAGACCAGCCUGAUGCGCAUAACAAGGAGCUCGGUCAUCAUUGUGCCGCGAUAGCGAGGCUGCUGUCAACCAUGGGUUGAAUGUGAAACCAUGACGCAGCACACUGCGUAAGAGGUUCUGCAUAGGUGAUUCGAAACACUUUAAAGUUUACAGGAAAACUGAGCUUUGUGAACCAAAUACUCAAGAGUGCAGUAAGCUUUUUUCAGAUGUCCGGUCAGAAACACCUGACAUCAGUGUUGAAAGUGAAACUGUUAGUAGAAAGCUUAGUUCUGCAUAAGAGUUCAAUUUUACGUCCACUUCUACCGCUACCUCAAUAUUUCCUUUGCCAUUGAGUGUACUUAACUGACCACAUACUGCUUAUUCUCGGGAAUGUCACACUGGCCUAUUUGCACAUUUAAAAUGCUCUCAUACAUUUUUACGCCAUCCACGUCAGUGAAUUAAGUGCUAGUCAUAUUUUAUUUCAAUACCGUGAUUACUCGCUUGAGUACCUUUUAUUUACUAUUUUGUGAUUGUUCACAGAGUUAACUGUUUUAGUAUUUUUUUAAAAGUCUGAAGCGUACAUGUGUGAAUCUGUGUUCACGGGAUGAAAGGUAGUUGAGAGGAAAGUGAAAUUCAUUGGGAAGUAAGACAGUGUGGUUCAGCCUAUGGGACUGUGCAAUUUCGCACCGACUUUGUGAGAAUCGCAAUAUGCGAGUGCAACACAAAUGCACAAGAACGCAUUUCAUCAUAGGCUGAAGAAAACGCACACUGUGUGUUUGGUUCCCACUGCUUUUCCAGUAAAAUAUCAAUCAUACACAGCAGUGUAGCAUGCCCCUACCAAUGAAAAAGAAUGCUUUGGCUGUUGUCAAACCUUUUGCGUCCCAUGUCAAGUGGUGAAAAUAAGUGCCAGCUAGUAAGUUCUUUUUAUUCGUUGCAACAUUCUACUUAUGUGCAAGCUUUAGCAUUACCAUUUUAGCAGAAUGCAGUGGGCAAAAUUAGGACAGAAGUGCUGGAUGCAAUGUCGGGCUGUGCUAUGUUCAAACCAGAAAAUUGAUCUCAAUGCCACUUGCAUUUUUUAAAACAAUUUUGUGUGUAGUUAGCGAUGCCAAUUUUUUAUGAAGUGCUCAGUUGUACCAUUGUUGUAUUUCGUUACACUCAUUCUUGAUAUUGUACCAUUUACGUCUGUAAUAUAAUGUAUCGUGCACUGUUUUGCACACAGCCUUCAUGACAUUCAUACAUUUUGCGAGGUCAAUAAAGACCAGAAGUGAAAACAAAA
Dermacentor albipictus is the source of this 2803-nucleotide messenger RNA. RefSeq names its product nanos homolog 3-like. Gene Ontology annotation, molecular function: mRNA binding; zinc ion binding. Gene Ontology annotation, biological process: negative regulation of translation; oogenesis. The record is from RefSeq and is a predicted model, not a curated record. Gene Ontology annotation, cellular component: perinuclear region of cytoplasm. NCBI's taxonomy places the organism in Eukaryota, Metazoa, Arthropoda, Arachnida, Ixodida, Ixodidae.